UGCACAUCAUUUGUAUUUUUAGGCCAAUUCUCUGACCUUACAUUAUCCGUGAUCCCAUUUAAGCCUGAAGAAGGUACUGCCAUGACCAUAAUAUGCUCACUGAAGACUGACUCGAACAGAAAUAAUACAGGAAUGACAUUUGCUUUCCAUAAAAAUGGACACGUUGUGCAGGAAUUUGGAUCAAACAAUACAUAUCACAUUUCCUCACCGACUCCAAAGGAUUCUGGGAAUUAUACCUGUGAUGUAAAAACUCAAUUCAGUGCCACAAGGAAAACAACUAAGCAUGUAAAGGUACAAGAAUUGUUCUCUGACCCUGAACUAAAAGUGAACCAUUAUCCAGUGGCAGAAGGUGCCAAUGUGACAAUAACAUGUAGCAGUUACAGCUCCUAUAGUUCAGCGGUGCUGCAGUUUGCUUUCCACAGAAAUGGGAAACAUGUAAAGGAAUUCGGUUCAUCCGAGAAAUACCGGAUUGACAAUAUUCACCGGAAUGAUUCUGGGAAUUAUACCUGUGAAGUGAGAACAAGAGAUGACAAGGUCAAGAAAAUGAGCCAGAUGCUCAGCAUUCACGUACAAGGUAAAUCAGUACUAAAGAAUAUUAUUUCAUUAUUUUUCAAUGGGAACUGUGGGAGACUGAUCAUGAAAGUGAUGGAAGCCUGA
Messenger RNA from Xenopus laevis (African clawed frog), 657 nucleotides. RefSeq names its product Fc receptor-like protein 2. The transcript is spliced from 3 exons. Lineage: Eukaryota; Metazoa; Chordata; Amphibia; Anura; Pipidae. Bases 82 to 657 code for a protein of 191 amino acids. The record is from RefSeq and is a predicted model, not a curated record.